Haemonchus placei is the source of this 1191-nucleotide messenger RNA. The record is from the annotation of a GenBank genome assembly. NCBI's taxonomy places the organism in Eukaryota, Metazoa, Nematoda, Chromadorea, Rhabditida, Trichostrongylidae.
AUGUCAACCCGGAACUAUUUGGACUCGUCACCUAAUCUCUCUUCGGGCACCAUGUUUAUGGAAGAGGCUGAUAACAUGAUCGUAAAUGCAGUUAUAUCUGAUCUUGUGGAUGUUGUAGCAGCUGAGAUUCCUGCAUCGCAAAGCCAAGACCGGUGUUCAACAUCCGACUCAAAGAAUCUGGCUGAAGCAUUUAUCGCGGCUGAUCUAGUGAAGCUGAACGAUCCACAUAAGAAACUUAACAGACGUGAGCGGAGAGCCCUUCAGAGAAUAAUGAUCGCUGCUGAAGGUGUCCACAAGCAAGAUCCUGUCUCACAAUCGACAUUUGGCGACCCUAAUGCAGAGUUAAAAUGUGCUCAAUCUGUGCAGAAUGAUACUGUUAGAAUAAGAAAUGAGAAACAUGAAGUCUUUGAGGGGUCAGAGAGAGCUAUCAGUUUUGGAAAGCGUUCCGCGGUCACAGAUGGAGGUGAUCAAGAAUUAUUGUCAAAGCUACCGAAAGUUCAGAUCCUUGUGCCUCUACCUCAACCGUCAGUUUUCAAGCGGGAAAACUUGUCUAUGACUUUGUGCGAUAGCGUAUCCAAGCCAUUCGAAUGCUCUAAGAUGAGUGGUCUAAGCAAUUUGAAGCUGAAAAACAAUUUUCUGAAGCUAUGCAGGUUUUCGAUGUCCGGAUCUUGUAUUGCUACAACCUCUGCUGAUAAUUCAGCGAGAAUCUUCGAAUUGAACGAAGAACGGCGAGUGUCACUGUUGUCGAGCAUUCCUCUUGGCGAUCCGAUUUACGAUGCACAAUGGUUUUGCGGAGGAACGACUGAAGAACUUCUAGCAACUUCAGCUAAGUACCACCCAAUUCAUCUCUGGAGUAGCAAAGGCAAGCGGUAUGCGUCAUAUCGAGGAAUGAACCACUUAGACGAACUAACUGCGGCAUAUUCUAUUGCCUUCUCCAAUAGCGGUACGCGAUUGUACGGUGGCCAUCGUGCGCGUAUUUGGAUUUGGGACAUUGAAAGGCCAGGUCGACAGCACACUACAAUCGAGACCUGGGAAGAGGCAGGAACACUGAUAGCUGCUGGCAAAGGGAUUAACGCUUCCACAUACGUUACCCAGCUGCGGAAAUUGAGAGAUUACGCCGACCGUACUCGUGGGUCAAGUGCGAAACCAUCAUGGCAACGCCCGAUCUCACACCGCAAAGACGACAGAUGA